UUUUUGAAUGUCUUGUAUUUUAUUUUUUGAGUUUUUAAGCACUUUUCAGAUCUGGAUUUUCACAUUUUUAAUGUGUGAAACUUCAAAGUGCAAACUAUACUCUUUAAUUUAAUGUGAAGAGUCAAUCUUCGCAUUAUCCUGAAUUUUCUUAUAUUUGUUUGCUGUAAUUUUUAUGAUAAAUUUGACCUAAGUUCCCUCUUUAUGUUGUUUUUAUGACUAGUUUUUUAUUCUUUUUAUGUUAUAAUUUCAAAUUUAUUAUCAAUUUUUUAUCUUUCUGUCAGAUUAUUCCAAGUCAUUCAGUCAGAUUAAAUAUUAUGAGCUUCAUAAUAAUUAUGGUCUUGUUGAUAAAAGGGGCUGUGCUCGGAGUUGGUCAGAAAAUUGAGGUUGGAGUUCUGAGACACAGUGACCAGGAGUUAAUUAAUGAGAAAAAUAUUUUGCAUCGUGAGCUUGCAGCUAGUGCUACUUCAACACCAGCAACCAUUACUACUUCAGAUACCAUAACGGUAACUGCUACAGAUACUGAUGGAGCUGGACAAUUUUAUGAGAUUAGUUUCAAUAAUGAGUGUACUGUAUCAGCUCCUGGACUUACUUGCACGGCAGUUGGCGGUCAAGAGCAAGUUCUGGACUCAAGUUCUACUUCUUCAAUGACUGAUAAUGGAGAUGGAACGUAUACAUCCACGAUCUCUGUAACUAGACCUGGAAAAAUCACGAUCAAUGUGUUUAAAUAUACCCAAGGAGGAGUUCUUGUUGAGUAUUACUCUGGUACUACUUACAGUGGAGGAGUACAACAUGCUGAAAUUAAGAGUGAUCUCAAUAUUGACUAUGGUAGUGGAAAUUUAUUCGGAUCAACAAGUAAUUUUGCUAGCGCAAAGAUGUACUUCAAACUCAAAGGACCAUCCACCGAAUCAAUCACAUUACAAUUAGAAGCAGAUGACACUGCUAGCUUGAGUUUGGAUGGAUCAAACGUAGUAAGCGCUAGUUCUGGGACAAAUACUAAUACAUUUUCAUCGACUUUAAAUACAAUGUAUGAUGGGCAAAUAAAUUUCGUUGAAAUUUUAUUUUCUGCAAAAGUUAUUUUAUCUUGGAGUUACACUUCUGUUCCGAUGACUACAGUCCCAAGUGCAAAUUUAUACUACAAAGCUUAUAUAAGUUCACCAAUGCAAUUGACUAUAAACUGUCCAGAUGGUUACUCAAAGACUACUUCUGCAGGAAGACCAAUUUGAGAUAUAAUUUGUGGAGAUGGCAAAAGAGCAGGAACUGAAGAAUGUGAUGACGGGAAUACACUAGCCGCAGUUGAUGGAUGUAGCUCUACUUGUACAAUUGAUUCAGGCUGGGAAUGACACAAUGGAAACCCAACAACCCAAGACACAUGAACACAAUGCCCUGCUGGUUUUUAUCCGAAUUCAGCAAAGAAUGCUUGCGAGACUCAUUGAGGUGAUGGUAAGAGAGCCGGAUCUGAGGCUUGAGAUGAUAAUAAUGUAAGGAAUGGUGAUGGCUGAACUGGAACUUGCACAAUUGAGAGUAAUUGGAUAUGCAAUGGAGGAACUACCUCAUCAUCUGACUCUUGCACGUUUUGAGAGCCUGGAUAUACAGCAAACAAUGUCCCAGCCACACAAGUAUGAGUUUCGACAUGAGGUGAUAAAAUGCAGGUUGGAAGCGAAAAAUGAGAUGAUGGCAACACUAAUGGAUCAGAUGGCUGUGCUGCAGAUUGAAGUGCUGUUGAAUCUGGCUGGGUUUGUGCAAACUCCACCUUUUCAAGUGGUGAUGUAUGCACUCAAUGAACAAGUGGAUUUUAUCAAAAUGAUGCUACAUAUCCAACAGCUUGUGUCCCUCAAUGAGGUGACUCAAAGCGUGCUGGGAGUGAGAAAUGAGAUAACGGAGAUGCCUCCGGAGCCACUGGAUGAAGCUCUGACUGACUCUCAAUCACAGCAGGGUGGGUCUGAUCAGGUGGAACAACCACCACAGCAGACACAUGAGCUCAAUGAACAGCUGGCUUUUACCAAAAUGAUGCAACUAAUCCUACUACCUGUGUCCCCCAAUGAGGGGAUGGGCUUGAAGCAGGCACAGAGAAAUGCGAUGAUGGCAAUACAGUAGCUGGUGAUGGCUGAGCAGCUGACUGAACUACAGUUGAAGCUGGCUGGGUGUGAUCAGGAGGAUCUACAACAUCAAAAGAUGAGUGAUAUAAAUGAGCGGAUGGAUACACUCAGAAUAAUGCAGUUAAUCCAACUACUUGUGUGACGACUUGUGGAGAUGGAUUCGAAGCAGGAACUGAAAAAUGAGAUGAUGGCAAUAUAAGUGGCAGCGAUGGGUGAGCUGCAGACUGUAGUACAGUUGAAGCUGGCUGGGUUUGAAUUGGAGGAAGUCCUACUUCUUCUGAUACAUGCACUCAGUGAACUGCAGGGUUUUAUCAAAAUGAUGCGACUAAUCCUGAAACAUGUGUAACUACUUGCGGCGAUGGGUUAGAAGCUGGGGCAGAGAAAUGUGAUGAUGGCAACACUAUUGCAAAUGAUGGCUGAGCAGCAGACUGUACAAGUGUUGAUGCCGGUUGGGUUUGAUCUGGAGGAUCUACAACUAGUCAAGAUACAUGAACAAAAUGACCAGAUGGAUUUUAUCAAAAUAACCCAACAAAUCCUGAGGUUUGUGUUACUCUGUGAGGUGAUGGGUUUGAUGCAGGAACAGAGAAAUGCGAUGAUGGAAACACUAUUAGUGGUGAUGGAUGAGCUGCUGAUUGAACAACUGUUGAAUCUGGAUGGGUUUGUAAGUACGGGACACCUACUACAGCUGAUGUCUGAGAGCAAUGAACAGCAGGGUAUGUUCAAAAUGAUUCCUCUAAUCCUGAAUAUUGUGUGCCAUCCUGUGGUGAUGGUCUCAGAGUAGGUAAUGAAUUAUGAGAUGAUGCUAAUACUUCAAGCAACGAUGGAUGUUCUUCUGAUUGAUCAAAGAUUGAAUCUGGGUAUAUUUGUACUGGUGGAUCGACGGGCUCUAAAGAUACAUGUACUAAAUGCCCUCUUAGCUAUUCUCCAAAUGAAGAGCAAAGGAAAUGUGAAAUAAAUCCUAUAUCCACCAGAGCUAAACAGAUAAGCUACUUCUAUGCAAUUGUAAGUGGAGUAGGUCUUUUACUGAAUAUUUUUAUGAUAUUGAAGUACAACCAUUCAUAUAUCAGCAUAUUUAGAACUAUAUUCCACAUCCAAAUGCUGUAUCUUCUUCCUCUGCUAGGAGAUAAAAUGGGCAACGAUGGAGUUGGAUUCCUAAGAAAUUUUAAAUUCAUUCUGGCUACUUUUAAAGAGCUUCCAAAUGAUUGGGUAUUCUUUGGUUGGAGAUCAAUGUUCUCUUCUCUUGACUAUUCUCAAGAGAACAGCUAUUUACCAUUAAUAGGAAUAAAAUCUGGAAGUGCUAUAGUGAACUGUUAUAAUCUAUUCUGGGUAUCUUCUGUUCUGUCCUUACUCACUGGUGUGUCAUUUUUGCUCUUUUGGAAGCCUAAAUACCCAAAUUUUGCUAAGAAAAUGUUGAAAGUCUUGUUCAGAUUAGCAAUUCGAAUAAUAAUGUUGACUUAUAUCUUCAUUGCUAUAUGUGCAUUCUCUGAAGUGAGAGACUAUAAAAGAGUUUCUAAAGGAUUUUUAUCUUAUCUGAUAUCCAUAACUUUCUCAGGAGUGCUUAUUUUCACAGUCGCACUCUGUGCUUAUUUCUGCCUAAGAAAGAUUCCUGCUGAAGAGCAGGUCGAUACAAGCUCCACAAUUGAGUAUUUCGUUGGUGUAAGAAAGGAUAAAUUGGCAAGAUUCUAUAUCAUUUUAUGGUUUAUUAGGAGAACUACUUUUGUCGGAGUUAUUUUUAUGCUAGAUUACCUAAACAAUGCUCUUAUUCUGACCAUUCUGGUUCUGAUUCAGUUGCUUUAUAUUUUGGCUUUAUUGCAAACUCGAGCUUUUACUACUAAGAAAGAUAACAUCCUUGAAGUAUUCAAUGAGAUUUGAUAUCUGUUGCUAAUUCCUGCUAGUCUUUAUUAUGGUCCGAGUUUAAAAAUGGUAGAUCAUUCAAUGAUUUAUUUAUUCAUAAAUAUUGCGCAGGCUAUAAUAGAGUUUAUUGUUUGAUUAUCAGAAAUUACUAUUCGUCUGAAGAAAAAGAUGAAAGUAAUCAAACCAGAUGAAACAAUCGAAAUAAAAAGAAAGACACUGGCUACGCAGUCUAUGACAUCUGACAGAAUUAUCCAUUCCAAGAAUAUUUAUGAUAGGGACUCUGAGAAUGUUGGCAUCAACAAUUAUGCAACUCAAGAGAACCCUCCUUCAGGAAAUUCUCAGAAUAUGUCUUCCACUAAUUCCCAGAACUCUCAUAAUAUCUUUGCCAAUAACUCUCAGAAGAAAUUACACACGAUCCAAGAAGUCGAGGAAAUUCCUGACAAGAGCGAGAUCCAGGUCCCAGAUGUCUCAGACCCAAAAAUCUACGAAGAGUUUAAGAAAAAUUGGGGAUUUGGGCAGUACAAGAGCCAGAAGGAUAAAUUUUCUAAUUUCAGCUAA
Molecule: messenger RNA, 4508 nt
Organism: Moneuplotes crassus
Lineage: Eukaryota; Ciliophora; Spirotrichea; Euplotida; Euplotidae
Source: the annotation of a GenBank genome assembly